Messenger RNA from Osmia lignaria (orchard mason bee), 2017 nucleotides. Its product is annotated as cytochrome b5. Lineage: Eukaryota; Metazoa; Arthropoda; Insecta; Hymenoptera; Megachilidae. Gene Ontology annotation, cellular component: intracellular membrane-bounded organelle; membrane. The record is from RefSeq and is a predicted model, not a curated record. Gene Ontology annotation, molecular function: heme binding.
AGAGAGUGUAAAACUGGACGCAGCUCGAACGACAUGUGUCUCGUCUCUUCUCCAUCGCUCCUCAUCGAAACGGACCUUUCUGACGAGUCGAAUUCGCGUAGAAUUCUGUACUAGUAAUUUAACGAACAAACGAAAGCAUGGAUCUCUUGAGUCUCACAUUUCGGUCCCUCGAAUUGAGGGACACCACGAGUCAACAAGAGGACUUCCUCGAUUUGGAUCAAGGAAACACGGUGGAACUCGAGGAGACCGUGACGGAAUCUCGACGAAGAUCGUGGCAGAACAAAGAGGAACAGCGACGUACGAGCAGAGACGAACAGAAGUUGUUGAAGAUCAUCAACUUGGACGAAGUCGCUUGGCACGACACUGCCGACAAUUGUUGGAUCGUCGUUCAUGAUUUCGUGUACGAUUGCACGGAUUUCCUGAAGAAUCAUCCGGGUGGAUCGGACGUUGUCCUCGAGUACGCUGGCAGGGAUGCGACUUUGGCUUUCAUAGGCACUGGACACUCUAGCGCUGCUAGACUCAGCCUGGAAAGGUAUCUGAUCGGUGAACUUCCGCCGGAAGAGAGGAUCUUCCGCGUACCGAAUGGUGUCAAGAUCGUUGAAUUUUAAUACGUUCGUCGUGUGCCGCAGAAUAUAACCUCAGACCAUCUAACUCGCGGUAUCGCGUGGUAGGCACUUAAGAGUUAAACGAGGUAAACGAGGACUGAUUCUUUUUUUGAACAUUAAUCGAGAAUGUUUUGGGUUUUGCCUGGACUUGGUGUAACGUAGUGUCAUCGUAGUGUUUUCAUAAUUUAUACUUUGAUUGUUGAAAGACACUUUGAGAUAUAGUAUCUGAAUUUUGUAGGAAUUUUCUCAAUAUUUGGUGGAUAGAUAAUGAGAAAGAUUGAAGUUCAAGCCAACGGAUCUGAUUCCGUGUCACUGCCGUCCCUUCGCAAUUACAUAUCACAACUGUGCAUAUAUGUUAAUUAUAAGUUAGACCUUUGAUGUAUAUACACGUUCACGAAAAUGGAAUGCUAGGUACAAAAUGGCUACAUUUACAAAAGAAUGACCACGAUCGGUGGCAGUUAGUUUUGUAAACGAAGCGUGCAAUUUAUACUUUGUUUAAUUAUCAACCAGGAGGAUUUUAAUUUGCAAUUUCGUUGUCGGACGAUUACGAAAGCCUAAUUGUCUGAGUCAUGCCCUCGUUUGAUCAACAAAUGGAAUUUCAUUGAUAUGCGCUAAGCGUUGAACAUUUCAGCAAUCGAGAGACGCGUCCACGUGCAAUAAGUAGCUUUAAUCAGGCUCGCGUAACGCCGAUAUACGAGGAAUAAACGACGAAAAAAAAUGACGUUCGAUCGUUGCGAAAUACGGUGAGAUUGUGAAUAUAAAUUGCAUAUAAAUUUUUCAAACUCGAUCGAUAUUUGUUUUUCAAGUUGUAAUUUUAAGAUACAACUACGUCAAAUUAUGCACAUGUAGCUCGAUUGAAAAAAAAAAUAGAGUUGACCUUUAAAUCUCCAAGGAUCCUCCACCUAUGAACAAAUAAUUACCGCCUUGUUACGACCUGCUCGAUGCCGAAAAAGUUUUCUGAAUAAAAAUAUCAUUUUUUUUUUUUUUUCGGUCGAGUAAGUUAAUCGAACUAUCGUGAAUUAGCAACAUCUAUUUAUUUUUUUUUAUUUUCAGUCAAGCAUUCUCGCGUUUGGCGUUGCAAAUCGGUUAUAAAGUUAAAAUGGUGUUAAUGAGCACAGGUAUAUUGAAUGCGUCGAGUUUCCUGGAUACUCUAUGAUACUCGAGAAUUUUGAGAACGACUUUUCGAGAGCACGGUCCCAAUUGAAUCAACGUGUUACACGAGAAACUGUCUGGUCUAUUGCUAGAGGUGUUUCAUUCUUUAAUUAGACACCGUGAAAUUAGAUACGUUCAGUGUGUCUGCGGUUGCGGACUGAGGUAUUUAAGUCACGCCCUCGCGAUCAUUUUACACCGUUUCAUCUGUUCGCAUCUUUCUACUCGAGAUUUCGAAUAAUUAUGAUGAUUAUAAUAAACUG